ACAGUACUUUCAUUUUUGAGGUCUUUGUGCGGGUUUGAAGAUCGAAGAAUAAUCUCACUUAAGGAGUUUUUAGUUGGGUGAAAUAUGUUACUUGGUGUUGUUUCCAUUUUCUUUCUCUUUGGGUUGUAAAGGGUGAAGAAUAUUCUUCCAAAAAGUAAAAACAAUUCUUCCAAAGAUGGUUAACAUCUUAAGGAAUGCUAUAUUUUCCUCUGAAUUCUUCAUCUUCUUUCUCGUCUCACAUCCUUAGAGGUGUAAAUGAGAUGAUAUGUUUGUAAACUACUCGCGGACAAGCUUGAUAAAAGCUCAAUCAAAGCUCGUUUGGAAAGUUAAUAAGCAAGCUUAUUCUCGUGUAUUCUGCUUUCGUUUUCAUUUUUUUUACUUUGAAAUGUUUUGGGUAAAACCAAAUGACGAAAAAGUAACUUUGUUGUCACUAGCAAGUUAAUAGGGCUUCCCCUCAAAACCAAGAGGAAUGAUAAAAGCUAUAUCACCUUUGGUCCAAAUGGACCAAAGCAAGGACUAAAUGGCAAAAAUAAAAUUACCAAGGAGUUGUCUAAAAGGUAGUCUGAGAAAAAAAAGAAAAAGGAAGGAAAUAGGAUUGGGAGGCGUGAAUUACUUUGGGAUUUGACAUAUUGUAGCAGCAGAAAAAUAGUAAUGUAGCAAUAAAGUGUAGCAGUAGCAAUGUAGCAGUAAAGCAUUCCUCCUCAUCUCUCUACAAUUUGUUUGUGGACUGUUAAAGGAAAAAAAAAAUACCAGCAAAGAAAAAAAACCCCACGAGAAGGCAGAAAUUUUUUUGAAGAAGAAGCUUCGAGAUGGCUGAGGGGGAUGAAUUCAACACACCAAUUCAUGAACAGGUAAAACAUUUGUAUAAUAAAAUUGUUUGUAUCCCACACUCUUGGAAUAAAAUGGCUAAAAAAUCAGGAAAAAGAUGUAAUAAAAAUGUUAAAAGUAAUUGUAAUAAAUAUGAACAAAACCUCUAUAUAAUAAAUAUUUUGGUGGAAAAAUCAUAAAGAAGUGUAAUAAAUAUGUUAAAAGUGACUUUAGUAAUAAAUAGUCUUCAUAAAUGAAGAGAAUGUUUAGAUAAAUUGUAGUUGCAAAGAGAAAAAUUGAUGGCUGCUGCAAAGAGAUACCCAGUUGGCAGUAAAUUGUAGUUGCAAAGAGAUAAAUUUAUUGUGCCAUAUUAAUGUUUAGAUAUUGGCUUUAAAAAAAAGUGUAAAAUAACACUUGUUGCACCAAACGACAGUUGUUGUUUAUCUACCAAAACUUGUAGGAUAUUAUAAACACUUGUCGCAAACCAAACAACAGUUGACUUUUAAUAAAAAAACUUGUUUCAAUAUAAAAAUAAUAUGUUUUGAUCGUGUAUAAGUGCAAAGCAAUUGUACACACAUGGUUAAGUUAAAUAACUUGUCAUGGCUAUUAUAAUACAACAGUUAAAUGUAUGAAUGUGAAAUUUUUUUUGGAAUGAAAAUGUAUAAAUUCAUUAUUAUUAAAUACGAUUUUAGCAUUAUGUUUGUCUAAUAUAAGAUAAUUUAUAAAUGUGAUUGUAUUUCAGCGAGUAAGGAAAAGAAUAGACUUUGAUUUGAAUGAGGAAGUGUCUGACAUAGAUUUGGAGUCAAGUCAGUUAGUUGACUUUUGCAAUGAUGAGAACAUUAUUGAGGAUUGUGUAAGUGGAUCAUUUACAUCAACUAAUAAGGUUGUUGUUCCUAAUGUUGGUAUGGUAUUUGGUUUAUGGGAUGAAAUUGACGAUUGCUUUGUGAAAUACGGGAAACAAGAGGGUUUUGGUGUUUUUAGGUCAGGUGGUGGUAGUAAGCAAACGAAAGAGGAGUUGAGGGUUUGGCAUAAUUAUACGUGGAGAUAUGAGUGUGAAGGUCAAUCAAACAUCAGGUGAAGGGUAGAUGGUAAGCGAGUAACAGUGGGAAAAAAAGGUGUUGACAUAUAUAGUAGGAAGACGAAAAAUCCUGUGAUGAUAUAUGCUAGUGUAAAUGAAGAAUGAUUAUGGGAAAUAAGGAAAGCGAUACUGAAACAUGAAAAUCAUAAUCCUACACCUAGCAAGGUUAGAAACAUAAUUGAGAGAGACUUGCGUAACAUAGUAGCAAAGGAGCUUAGAUUGAAAUUUAAGGACGGAGAUGCUAAUGCCAUGUUGAGUUAUUUUCACAAAAUGGCUGAUGAUAACCAACAAUUCUUUCAUAUGCAUCGUUUGGAUGAUGAAGGUCACAUGAAAGAUGUUUUGUGGGUUGAUGCGAGAAGUCGUGCAGCUUAUGAGUAUUUUGGGGACGUUGUAUGUUUUGACGCUACAUACCUUACUAAUGAUUAUGCACUUCCUUUUGCUAAUUUUGUCGGAGUAAAUUACCAUGCUCAAAGUAUAUUACUAGGGUGUGUUUUAAUAUCUCACAAGGAUGCUGAAACUUAUACUUGGGUCUUUAGUACUUGGGUGAAGUGUAUGGGUGGUAAAGCGCUUAAUUGUUUUCUUACCGAUCAAGAUGCUGUGAUGAGGAAGACAAUGGUGAAUGCUAUGCCGGGAACUUGGCACCGUUGGUGUUUAUGGCACAUUCUUAUGAAGUUUGGUAAGAAGUUGGGUAAGUAUGAGCUUUAUAAGGAGUUCAAACGUGUACUUCUUGAUGUCAUAUAUGACAGCGUGUCGGGUGAAGAAUUUGAGGUUGAAUGGUGUGUUGCAAUAUCAAAAUACGAACUCGGGGAAGAUAAGUGGCUUGAAGGUUUGUAUAAGGAGAGGAUGAUGUGUGCUCCGGCAUAUAUGACGCACUUGUUUUGGGCUGGUAUGAAGACCACACAACGUUCAGAAAGUAUAAAUAGUUUUUUUGACGGUUAUGUGCACAAGAAUACCAAGCUGUGUGAUUUUGCGGAACAAUACUGCAAUGCUAUGGAGAGCAGGGCAAAUUCUGAGAAAGCAACAGACGCAAAUAGUUUUAGGCAUGUAAGACAACUUGCGACAGAUUGUAAGGCCGAUGUUGUGUUUCAAAAACUAUACACAGAUGGUAAGUUUAAGGAAGUGCAAGUGGAGUGUCUUAAAAUGUUAUAUGUCCAUUGGAGAGGGGUUCAAAAGUUAGCACACAACAUAGAGGAGCACACAUUUGCAGAUAGAAUAUGGGUUAUAUGCAAGGAUACUAAGAAGGAGGUACCUACGAAUAAGAGAAGGAACUAUCGGGUGAAAAUCGACUUCGGUACGUUGUUGGCAUGUUGUGAAUUUAAGAUGUUUGAGUGUCAUGGUAUUUUGUGUAGGCACAUCAUUAAUUUGCAUGAUGUUUUGAACAUAAAAGAAAUUCCUUCACAUUACAUUCUUGAUCGAAGGAGGAAAGAUGUCAUUCGAAAGCAUACCAUGAUAAAAGUGACGUAUCAUGAUCCGUCCAAAACUGAAGAGGUAAUGUGUUAUGAUAAGAUGAUGGUCGUAUUUGACCCCAUUUGCUUGAAGGCGGCUCAUUUUGGUGAAGUUGACAUAGUAGUGGAAGCACUUAAGUUGCUUGAUGAUCGUAUAAAUGAGAGGAGGGCAUUGAAGAUUGCUAGUAAUGGACCGAAAGAAGACACUCCUUCAUCUGUGGGUAACAAUACAAUUAGACAAGAUGUUACUCCUGGUUAGGUAAACAUGCAAGAGGGCGCGAAGGAUCCCCUUCAUGCAUCGAGAAGGAGCAAGGAUCCAAAAAACAAAAGGAAGGGAACAAACAUGGCAAGGUUGAUGAUGAAGAAGCAUGCAAUUCAGAGAGCGAUUAUGAAAGUCAUGAAUUAGGAGGACAGAUUAAUAUAUGGUAUGGCUUAUGGGGGAGUUAAUACCAUAAGCAUGAGUUCUUGACAUAUUGUUAUAUAGAAAAAUGAGUUGUUGGUAUAUUGUUAUAUGUUGAGACUAACUCAAAGAAAUAGCCCAUGUUUUGUAUUUGUUGGAGCCACUUGUCUCUUCGAUUUUUUUUAGCCAUUUGGUGAUGACUGGGCUUUUGUAGCCAUGUUAAAAAAUCUGAUACCUUACACAACUCCAAUGAUGAAGAUCAAUCUACGUACAGAUAGUUGUGUUAUACAUACUACAGCAUUAUACGUACUACAAAUCAAUGUACAAAUUAAUCACACUACUACUUAUCUUCAUUAAUAUACUAAUGAUAUAUUCUCUUCAACAUUUCAGAUGUUUUGAA
This is a messenger RNA of Beta vulgaris subsp. vulgaris (sugar beet), 4130 nucleotides long. RefSeq names its product protein FAR-RED ELONGATED HYPOCOTYL 3-like. The transcript has 3 exons. The coding region runs from base 2135 to 3589 and encodes 484 amino acids. Lineage: Eukaryota; Viridiplantae; Streptophyta; Magnoliopsida; Caryophyllales; Amaranthaceae. Gene Ontology annotation, biological process: regulation of DNA-templated transcription. The record is from RefSeq and is a predicted model, not a curated record.